Drosophila busckii is the source of this 8250-nucleotide messenger RNA. RefSeq lists its product as uncharacterized. Lineage: Eukaryota; Metazoa; Arthropoda; Insecta; Diptera; Drosophilidae. The record is from RefSeq and is a predicted model, not a curated record.
ACAAAACCCAGACUAAUGGAGUCGAACAAUAACAAUCAAAGCAACAACAACAACAACAACAAUGGCAAGCGCGGCAAGAAAGCGCGUAAAGCGCGCCAAGCUGCCACACAACCCACACAGCAUCAUCCCUGGGAUGAAGGCAAGAGAGCAGCUGCUACUGGCACGGCCUUGACGCGAUUUCUGGUCUGCAUGGCACCUGUGAUUGUGUCGCUACCUGGCGCCGGAGCUGCUGCAACUGAGCAGCCCACAAUAUUGUUAAUCAACGGCAUUGCCAACGACACAGUGCAGGAGAGAAAGGACAGAGAGAGCCUACAGCUAACGCUUGGUCAGCAGAGCAACAACGGAUUGGGUACUGACCUUUGCCAAGGUGCACAGGCAACACAGGCGCCCACAACCCCAGGCGGAUCGCAUUUGCUGCAUUUGGAAUCACAUCUGAUCGAGGACGUGAACGACAAGGGGCAAGGAGUGGGAAUUAGAGAGCUCACACCUAUAGCGCAGGAGCUGCAGCAAGGCACCUCCAAACUAGAGACUGGACAGGACACAGACGUCAUUGAGGUAGAGCCGAGUGGUGCACAGACCAAGCAACCCAUUGAAACUGAAGCGCCUGCACAUCACAUAGCCGAGGUAGACGAGACGGCUCCGCAGCAGCAGCGUGCAGCGGAUGCAGUGCAUCAAGCCGCCCAGCAGCUGGUAAAUGAGCUUGAACGCGAACUAGUCGAGAAUCUAAGCAAAGAUGUAGCGCAACCGCGCGAAGAGCACGACAAGCAACUGCAAGGUGAGCUUUCGGCAUUGAACACGCUCUCCCAGCAGGUGGACGCGCAGCUAAACGAACUCACCAGCAUUCUCAAGCACAAGCCACAGCCAGAGAUUGUAUUGGCGCCAGUGGAAACUGAACCGAAGCCUGAGAUAAAGUUGGUAGAAGUGCCUACGCCGAAAUCUGAGGUGGAAGAGCAACAACGCAAGGAGUUUAUCGACUCCCUACCACAAAUUCAUCACGUGCGUCUAGGCACGGGCAGCACAACUGAUGCGGAUGCCAAGCGCCUGUCCGCCGACUGCAAGCGCGAGUACUAUCAGUCGUUAAAGAAGUAUCUGCUGCAGAAUAGCCAGGAUAAGCCACCAGUGCCACUGCAGACUUAUCGCUGGGAGGAUCUACGUCGUGCCAGAGAUCGUGGUGGCUAUCCAUGGACACAUCUCUACAAGCGACCGCUUGGACCUGACGAGGAGCCCGAAAUAGUUUUAUUGCUACGAAAAUCACAAGAAUUGCGUUUCAAAUCCGAAUCACCCAAGUCGUUAAAGCGAGUGCGCUACGACGAACAGGUGUUGGUCAAGGAAACCGAACGCUAUAUACAAGAUCUCUCGGAAGACGAGGUGCUGGGCAACAGCGACACAGAGAGCAGCGAAGAGUCGGAGAGUGACACAGACAGCGAGGCGGAACGGCACAACGAGGACGCGCUCAGCGAGUGCAUCUCCUGCGUCUCAGAUUCUGUGCUUGCUGUGGGCGGACACGCCAGACCGAGGAAGACCAACCGCUUGGCACAAAUACGUGAUAUAAUCAAGCGUCGACGCAGUGGACGCACACAGGAGGACGCGCAAUCGUUGCCAGGCAACUCGGCAAAUCCAAGUCGACAGAGCAGUGUGCACGAGCUAGCGCCACCACCAGGUGCCUUGGUGCCUACCGCAGCCAAGGAGCAGACUAAAACUAAAACCAAGUCUAACAAAAGCUUUGACAUUAUGAAGAAACUUAAGAGUCUGGCGGAACGCCAGAAAAAGCGACUGAAUAUUAAGAAGAUAACGCUGAAAAAGGAUGAGAAGAUUGUGCUGGGCGAGCAGCAGAAGAUCAUGAAGCUGAAGGCUUCACCCAAAUCCAAGCGCGGUGAAAUACCACAUUUUAUAGAAAAACAGGAUUCGGAUGAUAUAUUGGAGCUAGUGGAAUAUGAUGAGUCGCCUUGUCGCAAGCGUAAUAAAGAGGAGGACAACGAGGAUCUGCCCUGCUCGAGUGGUGCACAGUCAGUGCCAGAGCCAGAUGAGAUCAUAGAGCUGCCUCUAGCGCAGUCCAAGACUGAAGAUUUGCCUGCUGAGGAAAUAACCGAGGUAGCUCAAGACGAGCAAGUGGCAUCUGCAGAGCAGGAGUCUCCGCCCAAGAAGACACCCAGACUGCGACGUGAGCACGUCUAUGAGGAAAUAGGUCAGAUGGAGCCCACAGCAUUACAGGCGGAUGCAGAAACGCCACCACAAGCUCAACCCCUUGUGGAGCUGGAUGCACUAAAGAAAUCGCUCAUGCGUCAAGAUAAUUUAGCACACGAUGACGUCGAGGCAGCCAAGCCAUUACCCUUGGAUCGCAUGGGCAGCAGCGAGGAGGAGCAGGCUGCAUCCUUAACUUCGGCCCAUACAGAUGCCUUGCUAGCGCCUCUAAGCUCCAUAGACUCCACCUCCUCGGAUGAGGAGCGUGCGCGUCUAGCACAACUUUCACCUGUCGCCGAGGAAACCGAUGAGCCCGCUGAGCACACCGAAACCAGCGAACUCCGUCCUUCACUCAAAAAAGAAGCAUCUCCAGCGCCGUCAGACAAGAAGGUUACCUUCUCGCAUGUGGAAGACGAAGCAGAGCCACAUCGUGAGGACAUAGAGCUGCCCGAGGAUGUACUGGAAGCUGUCAACAACGCUGCUAGAGCCAAGAGUGAGAGUGAUCAUGAAUACGAACCCGUGGGCGUGGACGCUGCCACGUCCGCCCAAAAUGCGAAAGACAGUCUGCAGUUACCAAUGGACAUUGAUAUGGAGCUCAGCUCAGCGGGCACCGCAACACCAUGCACUGAAUCUCGCACAGAUUAUGAAAUACACACAAGCCAGGUGGACAGCAGCGCAUUGGAGGAAUUGCCUCUACAGCCAGAGAAUCGGAAAAAGAGCUUUAUGGCCUCGGCACAAGAUCGCACACGUAAAAUGCAGGAUGGUCUAAGAAAUCAAGCGGGCAAAUUGCGCACUAGACUGCAACCCAAGCCCAAACCUAAGCCGGUGUCAGGCAGUCCCAAGGCUAAGGAACGACGACGCUUCAAGGCGCCUGAAUUCAGCAAAAUCAAAAUGCCUGAAAUUCAAGCGUCCACAUGUUCCAAGCUGAAAGAGCUUAAGCGACCCGAGUUUACCAAGUUUAAUAAACCGGACAUGUCUAAGUUUAAGCUGCCCGAGAAAUUUUCGACGCUCAAGCUGCGACGUAGCAAAAGUUUUAAGGAAAAUGAAGCAGAGCACCCCGAGCAUGACGCAACACAAGAAGCAACUGCUGCACCUGCUAAGAAAAAGUUUGAGUUUAACUUUGGCACAUAUCCCAGAGCUUUUCGCAAGAAGAAGCCUGUCGAAGAAACACCAAUGCCGCUGGAAUCGUCGCUAGGUACUGAGGGUCUUAGUCUGAGUGUUAUACCCAGCACAGAGACGCAGCCUUCGCAGACUUCAACCAGCUCGCCCCAGGGUGAUCGUGGACCAGGUCCUGUCCGAUCACGCUGGGCGGACAAAUUCUCGGAUGUGAGUUACAACGACAGCGAAGGCUCACGGUAUAGACGCUAUGGCAGCGAAUUAGAAAGCUACGACAGAGAAUCAUCUUUGGAGCGUCGCAUGAAGGAGGAUUUAGAGGGUGAGCUGGACACGGCCAGCGAAAUGCAGCCACAGACAGAAAUGGGCAUCCUAUCUGGCGUGGCGGACAAUAAACAGUUUGAGGAAUUUAAUGAAGAGAAUCGUGCCAUACAUGAAAUUUCUAGUCAACGCACACGUGAGUUUAAGCGUCGUCCAAUGGUGCAUCAGGAUUCGGACUUGCGUUCCGAAGACAGUCGCGAUGCCGAGGGCUGGACCGAGAAGGAUAUCCAAAAGAAUAAGCUACUGCGCAAAGCUGAACUGGAUGCAGAGGCUAGUUACUACAAAUAUCAGGAGUUGCAGGAUGCUCAAUCCACAGCUAGCUCGGGCAAGAAGGUUGUCAUGGAGCAAAUCGAUGACGAUGAGUUCUUUUUGCGCAAACGCGGCAUCUCCGAGGAUAACAUACAACUCCGUCAGUAUAUAAGCGAUGCCAUACGUGAGGGCUACGACAUGCCCAAUGCUUUGGAGCAUGUGGGUCAAUCUGCCCAGGCUGAUUAUGAUGUGCCGCCGCCCAAACCACGUAGACUCCAUCGACAUUAUCGUCCUGAUUUCGAUGACUCGCAAGAGUUUCAGCGCAGCGACUAUGGCGAUGAUUUCUCCAUGUCACAGAAUGGCAGCGAUUUUAUGCCCAAGCGUCCGCUACGCAAGGCUCGCAGUCGCAGUAAGUACUCCAUAGAAGGCAGUCAGGAGUUGCCCAUGGCCGAUGCCGGCAGCAGCAUACAGUACUUUGACGACGACGAGGAAUAUCUUAGACCACCCAUGCGUGAAGCAAUCAGCGAAUCGGAACAAGCACUGAAUAAUCUCAACUAUGUAGAAGCAGAGCAGCAGCAGGCAACAUCGAGUCCAGUAAGUCACCCGCAGGCGCCCCGACGCCAUAAGAAACGCACACGUGAUGGCGCCUCGGUGGAGAAGGAUGCGGACUCGUUUAUCAAUGGCUUUGGUGGUAGAUCAGUAUCGAAUACCUUUUUGCAGCCACAGGAAGAUGUAAUUGUUUAUCGCACUGAGCACGAAUAUCAUCAUCAUAUACCGCUAGCCACGCCCGACAAUUUCACGGACGGCGCCUCAGCACGCACACAACGCUCCGAGGAUGAACGCACCUCACGUGGCGCUGAAUCCUUACAGCUAGACGGGUCACCAAUAUCCACUGGUCGUGAGCAUGAACACGAGAAGUUUGUCAUCGAUAUGCAGGAGAGUGAUGGCUACGCUGUAGUCCGUAAGGAGCAGAUGCCCAAGCCGACGCCGCCGGCGCGUCGAAAGAAGUUCUCGCGAUUGCCGGGUGAACGUUUCGCUACGUUGCCACUCAGGCGUGGUUCAAGAGGUUCGCCGCCAGCACGCCCACCGCCGCCACAACAAUAUAUGCCUAGCGAAGGCGAGGAGGAAGAAGAAGAAGCGCAUAAGCAAUUGGUGUUCGGGGAGAAGAGCCUAGACACAACGAGCAUGAACAACAGUUUGUUGUUAAAGUCAAAUUACCCAGCAUCAGUCAGGACCGCAGAGGAGGAUGACUAUGAGGAGCCAGCUGCCUUGCGUGCAGAAUCGCCACGCGCCAAUUUGCAGUCCGGCGAGGUUAUCAGCAAGAUGAAACUGCGUCCGUUGCCGCCACCCCCACGCCCACCACGUGAACGUCGUUCAGCACGUGGCGGCAGCGGAGUGGAGAGCUAUGAGGAUAGUGAACGGAUUGCCAGCAGCUCUACGGCGGACAGCUUUGAGCAGGGUGAGUUUGAGGUGGAGGUAUCCACCCAAACGGAUCCUUUGCCAGAUGACUUUGUUUGCGAAGAGUUUGAGAUCACCGAGGACAUGAAGGUCAUUGAGCCAAGACGUUCCACCGGCUCUGGUGGCAAAACUACGCUGGAACAGCUGCUGCAACAGUCACAGGACGAUGUGGACAGUGGCGCACGCAUACUUAGCGAAGAUGAACAGCUGGCCAAGGGCUUACAGCGAUUCCGUGAUGCCAAUCAGCGCAGUUUAUCUGAACGUUCCAGAGCAUCCUCCCAAGCGGAUCGCUCAAAAUCGCUCAGUCGCCCAGUGACGCCCUCCUCUGUAGUCAUUAUAGAACGGCGAGUUCCCACGCCAGAUGCUGUGCAAGCGGCGCUUAUAGUGCAUCCCAUUAGCGUUGCAGAUUUGGAAGAUUAUGACCUAAAAAGAGAAGAGGAGGAGCUGCGUCGCGAGGGUUUGCUAUCGGAUAGCUCUGUGCAGAGUAAGUCUGAUGUUGAGGAUCAACAAGUGGAGCUCGGCUUGAGCGACUAUGCGGCUAGCUCCACAGAUCUGGAUGCAGCCGUUGAGAAACUGCAGCAGGCACAGCUGGGCAGUGACUAUGAGAGUAAACUGGAGGAUGACGAAGUGGAGCGCACAAUGCGACAGAGUGAAUACGAAGAGGAAAAGUACUCGGAGCAGGAGGACGAACAGGUACAAGAGCGCACAGAUGAGGAAAUGGAUACAGAUAUGGAGCAGGAAUUGCGCGAGGAAAUGGCCAAGCUGCUGGCAGAGUAUAGAAAAAAAGACCAUCUUGAGCAGGCAGUGCAACCAGAGAUAGAGCCGUUAAGCGAGACGGAGCAACCGUUCUCAGAUAAAGAGUCAGUCUUAAGCAAAGUGGAAGUAGAGCUGGAAGAGCCACAUAGCGUCGAGGAAACUUUGCAGCACGUUUCAAUUACAAACGCCUUGGCGUCAGAGCCCAGUGAAGCAGAGGUAUCCACACAAUUUGAGGCCACUUUGCCAACAGAGCCUGCAGCGGACUUCACAGAGGAGCUAGAGGAGGACGAGCAUAUGCCUUUGCCGCCACCCAGGCGCAAGUCUACCACAGCCUUGGAGCCCAGCAGUAUGAUAUCCACCGCCGUGCCUUUAACCAUAGCGGAGCAGCCCUUGCGUGAAUUAACGCCGGUGCAGUCACUGCAACCAUCGUCAACUGUACAGCUUCCAAGUCACUUGCCAGAAUUGGAGGUGGAUAGACUGCGCGUGCAUGCGUUGCAAGCAGGUCAAAUACAAGUGGGACAGUUGCAUGGUGCUCAGGUGAGCGCUGAUGAGCUGGACUGCAAAUCUGGGCAGCUGGUAGUGCAGAAUAUAUCGUUGCCACCUAACUUUAUGGAAGAUAUAGUGGAGCGUGUGAAGGAACAGCGUCCCGCCUUGCUCACCAGCGAAACGCAGACAAGUCGUCAAGCCAGUAGCGAACCAGCCAAUGCAGGCGAAACUGAGCCAGAAAAGCCCACAAAGCCGCCACGCCAAACUAAAACAAGUGAAAGCCAGGCACACAGCAAUCUCGAUGAGCAAACACAAACCGAAGCAGCAGCUUAUCCUAGCGUAGAGCUAUUGCAAUCUCUAGCACCGCUGGCUUUCUACAAUUUACAGCAGCAGGCAGAGGCACAGGCGCAAGCCAAGGCGCCACACAAAUGCCGGCGUCGUCAUGUGCAAGAGCAACAACAGGAGCUUGUUUCAGACUCUGACCUUGAUGAACAGCUAUUGGAGCGUCCACGCUCACGUGGACGUCGCUCACGUACUCGCAGCACUACGCAGCCACCAACCGACUAUGAAGGCGACGAGCCCAAGACCGUGAUGCAAGCCGGUCGCCAGUUCAUCUCUGCCUGCAGCUUGGAGCUGGUCAGCAUUAUCAAUCAGCUCACAAAUCUAGUGCGUGGCGAUGCUGUAGAGCCACAGCAGCAACCUAGACAAAUAUCUGCAUUAGUUAUGCUCUUUAUACUCAUAACAUUUGGAGUGCUUGUGUUUCUCUUAACGGGAAGACAGGUGCAUACACAUCAUUGGGAUUACUUUAAUCCACCGGGCAACGAAGGCAGACAGUCGUGAGGGCGACAAGAGAGCGCAGCGAGUAUCAAUGUCAAUUAAAGUUCUGGAAUUUUGCAUUUUGGAGCAAGUACCAACCAAAAACAAUUUAACAAUCGAAUUUAUAAUGCGAAACCAAUGGCCUUAAUCUUAACUAAUCUACAAAUGAAAACAAAAAAAAACUAUAAACAUAUUAUACUAACAGUGGUAAGAACUUAAUAUGUGGGAUUACAAAGAAAAUAUUUGUGCAUAAAAAAAAGUUUCUAGAAUAUCGAUAACCCGGACAAAUACUUAGCAAAGUUUUAUUUCAUUUACAACAAUUUUCACAACUUUUCCGAAUCCCUUCUAUCUUUGAUGGUAAAGUGAGUCCUAAAAAUAAAGCGCUUGCCCUAACACAAUUAUUUAAGCUAAAGAUGCCAGUUCUUAAACAAAUACUAGUCAAAGCAUCCCUUAAAUAAACGAACAAACAAUCCCACAGAUCAAGCAACAACAUUAUCAUUAUUUUUUUUUGUUGACUUGGGAAAACAAUUUUUAAAACGAUUUAUGUAUUAGAUGCGUACUUAAAUUAAGUGAAGAAAUUUAUUUAAAAAAUAAAGCUCAAUUUCUGGGCAUUUCAAUUUGUUAAAAUUUUAUUUUUCUAUAUGUAAAACCAAACAAAACAAUGUUUGUCAAGUGACAUAAAAUCUAUUGUUGUGAAUUAAGCAACAUAGUUAACGUUUACUUAAAUCAUUUUGUAAGACAAACCCCUAAAAACAGACCAUGAUCAACUCUUUGGGAAACGCAAACAAAAUUGCGUGCAUUAUAAAAACAUAUAAAAAUAAUAUACAAUUCAUAACAGCGUACUUUCAAUAAAGUGAACUUUGAUAAAAA